CUCCCCGUUCCCUGAGCAUCCCACCUCCCCGGUACCCCCGGUACCCACUUCUCCUCGUUUUCUGAGCAUCCGACCUCCCCAGUCCGCCUCUUGCCUGCAUCUCCCAGCUCCCUGAGCUCCCCGUCUCCCCGGUACCAGCAUCUCCCAGUUCUCUGAGCAUCCCAUCUCUCCAGUAUCCCCGGUACCUGCAUCUCCUGGCUCCCUGAGCUCCCCAUCUCGCCUGUACCCCCCCUCCUCGCCCCCCCGGUCCCGCAGCCAUGGCGUUCAUGGUGAAGAGCAUGGUGGGGGGCCAGCUGAAGAACCUGACGGGUGGCCUGGGCGGCGAGGAGAAGAGCGAGGGUGAGAAGUCCCCGGCAGAGGCUCAGGGCAUGACCCGCGAGGAGUACGAGGAGUAUCAGCGGCAGCUGGUGGAGGAGAAGAUGGAGAGAGAUGCCCAGUUUGCCCAGCGCAAGGCGGAGAGGGCCACGUUCAGGUCCCACUUCCGAGACAAGUACCGGCUGCCCAAGAACGAAACGGAUGACAACCAGAUCCAGCUGGUGGGCGGUGACGUGGAGCUGCCCAAGGAGCUGGCCAAGAUGAUCGAGCAGGACAACGAGGAGGAGGAGGAGAAGAACUCCGUCAUCGGCCAGCUCAGCAACAUCCAGAACCUGGACCUGGACUCCUUGAAGGACAAAGCCUCGGCCACGCUGGAGGACCUGAAGCAGUCGGCCGAGAAAUGCGCCGUGAUGUGACCCAGCUGACGGCUCCAGCCCCUCUCUCUCUCAGCGAAGGGUCCCGCUGGGGACCCCCCACGGCGUCGCCACCCCCUGCGUGAGCCGGGUCCUCCUCCCUGAGCCCCGAGCCCCUGUCCCAGACCCCCCUGCUCCGUCCGUGCCGGUGUCCCCGUGCGUGCUGUGGUUGUGUUUUUUUGGGGGGGAAGGAGGAGGUUUCGGUGCGGUCUGAGGACACAGCAAAGGGGUGGCCUCGCGCCCUCCGUCCCCCGGGCUGGGACCCACCGGAGAAGGGGGGAAAAGCGACCUGCGUGUAGGGAAAGUCGCCUCCGUGCCCGUCGUGAUGUGGUCGUGCGCUGUGCUCCGCCGAGUGUCCACACCUACCGUGCUGUCCCCGUGCCGCGGCACCGCCGGAAUAAAGCCCGGGAGCUCUCUGUGCACUGCUCGCUGCGCUCCCUCGGUGCUGUGGGAGAAGUGAAGGGCGUGCCAGCGCUGGGGACAGAAGGACAGGGCCUUAAACGAGCAGUUGUUGCAGGGGCGGAAGGGCC
Molecule: messenger RNA, 1258 nt
Organism: Cygnus olor (mute swan)
Lineage: Eukaryota; Metazoa; Chordata; Aves; Anseriformes; Anatidae
Gene: CPLX3
Product: complexin 3
Exons: 3
Coding region: 258-731 (157 amino acids)
Biological process (GO): regulation of neurotransmitter secretion; neurotransmitter transport; synaptic vesicle exocytosis
Cellular component (GO): SNARE complex; terminal bouton
Molecular function (GO): syntaxin binding
Source: RefSeq, a predicted model, not a curated record